GUAGGAGUCGGGGAGAAUGGAAACAGAUAUAAGAUUACUUACUGGCAAAACUCAAGUACAGCAGCAGCUGUUUAGAUUGAGCGUUAGUCAUCGGCCUCUCUUUUGCCUCUUUUCCCCCCUCCUCUCUUUCUCCGUUCCUCAUGAGAGUGUUGUGAAUAGCUCCUGAAAUAGAGCCGGUGGAGCGUAAAGUGAAAUGUGAAAGGCGGCGUAGACAGAGGGGGGGUUUGUACAAGCAAUGUGAUACGCUGCCAGUGUAAGAAAUGUGUUCACAUGGAAAGAUAUGCAAAGAGAAAGGAAAGAGUUAGAAAGACUGAAGUGACAGAGACAAGGCCACACAGACAAGUGAGAGAGAGAGAGAGAGAGAGAGAGAGAGAGAGAGAGAGAGAGAGAGAGAGAGAGAGAGAGGCGUGCUCAGAGACUGAGAUUUUGACUCUGAGGAAGAAAGCUGGUGAAGGUUCACUGUUACUUUCCUGCCGUACAAUUAUCCUCUACCGAAAGGAUUUAUUUUUUUUUUUUUCAUUCCUGCUGGAUUUUCCGGACCUUGGACUUUGAACUUUGUCAGGAUCUAAACUUUUAUUUUCAGGAUUUUAACUGGACCUAAAUGAUUUACAACUAAUUCACAGUUCUGAUACAGUAAUCUGCUGGUUUGCCUUGGACAUGGGGUCUGGGAAGGAGCUCCUUAUUCUCGGUGUAUUGGUUAUGGUGAAGGAAUGUUUGACUGAAUGUUCCCUUGGUUUCAACACGGCAAAAGGGCAAUGUGUUGAUUGGAAUGAGUGCGAAGAAACUCCAGGCAUUUGUCUGGGAAACGCAGAUUGCGUCAACACGAAUGGUAGCUUCUUGUGUCAUUGUCAUCAAGGCUACGCACACAGUAAAGGGUUGGUGAACUUCGCACAAGAUGGACAAUGUCAAGAGGUAAACGAGUGCAUCGGUUUUACCAAUAUCUGUGGUCCCGCUGCUCAGUGUACUAACCUGAUGGGGAGUUACAAGUGCACCUGCAACUUAGGCUACUCCAAGAGUGGCUUUAGCAACUGCACGGACAUAAAUGAAUGCUAUGAAGCUCAAAUGAAACAAGAAGACCUCUGUGGAAGUGAAGGGACUUGCAUUAACAGGAAUGGGAGUUACUGGUGCAGCUGUUCAAAAGGAUACACCAACUACGGCAACAACAGCACAAAGUGCUCAUCACUCAAGUGUGACAGCUUCAAUGGAAACGGUGGACCCGCCUCGUCGCUUGGAGGCCUGGCAGACAUUUUGUUCAUGAUGAGAAACAGCUGUUUGGCUCUUUCUAACCCAAGUGCUGUGAGUGAAGUGAAGACUGAUGGAGAGGCGCUCCUUGAGAAACUAUUCACUGCGGCCGAGUCCAUCCUAUCCCCCGGGAAACUGAACAGCAGUGAAGAUGUGAGCGGACUGCUCAGCACGAUGGAGAAUGCUAUUAUGCUCAUUGGACCACAACUGAAAGAUAAACACACCAGGAUGGAGACCACUGAGACAGAAGUUGAGAUUGCAGUGCAGAGGGGAAAGACUCGGCCCACAGGACUAAUUCAGCUGACCAAUGAGGUUGCUACACUCGACACUGACUGGACAACAGCAGCUGGGAUGGGACCAUACCCUGGUUUUGCUCUGGCUGCAUUGUUGAGCUACAAGAAGCUUGAGAAAUCGGUUAACCGGUCGUUUGAGGGGCUCAAAGGACAUGAAAAAGACGGAGUGACUCCUUCCUUUCAGAUCUCCUCCAAAGUUGUGUCUGUUAUGGUUUCUAAUCCCAAUACUCAGCAACUGAAUCGCAACGUGACGAUCACCCUCAGACAUCUACAGGAUACAGAGGAGUCGGAUGAGCUGAGCUACAUCUGUGCGUACUGGAAAGAGAACGGGACCUGGUCCACAGAUGGUUGUUAUCAACAGGAGUCCAAUGCCACACAAACUGUGUGUACAUGUGAACAUCUGAGCAGCUUCGCUGUGCUCAUGGCUCUCUACCCCAUGAAGCACUCAUUUGGGCUCCAGGUGAUGACCAAGAUUGGGCUGACCAUCUCCCUGCUGUGCCUCGUGCUGUGCAUCCUGACGUUCAAGUUCUGCCGCUCCAUAAAGGGAACCCGCACCACCAUCCACCUUCACCUCUGUAUCUGCCUCUUCGUAGCUGACCUCUUCUUUCUGGCCGGCAUCUCACAAACUAAACCUGUGGGUGGGUGCAGCUUCGUUGCAGCGAUGCUCCAUUAUUUGUUCUUGGCCGUGUUCACCUGGAUGCUGUUAGAAGGGGUGCAGCUGUACCGUAUGGUGGUCCUGGUGUUCAACGCCACCAUGCGCCCCCUCUACUUAUACCUCACUGGUUAUGGGACACCCCUUGUUAUCGUCGUUAUUUCUGCCAUCAUUAGACCAAGCGGAUACGGCACUGACCAGCACUGCUGGCUAUCCCUGAAAGACGGCCUCAUCUGGAGCUUCUUUGGCCCUGUGUGCUUCAUCAUCAUCCUCAACGUCUUCUUCUUCUUAGUCACCGUCUGGAAGCUCGCCCAGAAGUUCGCCACCCUCAACCCAGACCUCACCCAACUGCACAAAAUUAGAGCUUUCACAGUGACAGCUAUCGCCCAGAUGUGCAUUCUGGGUCUUAUGUGGGUGUUUGGGGCCUUCCUGUUUCAAGAGGACAACACAGUGGUGGCAUACAUCUUCACUAUCCUCAACAGCCUGCAGGGAGCGCUGGUGUUCUUCAUGCACUGCCUACUGUCUAAACAGGUGAGAGAGGAGUACGCCCAUUUCCUUUCCUGUAUCUGCACACCACAGAAGAAGAGAUACUCAGACUUCACCAGUACCAAUCCCUCCAGUAGUCAGUCACAAGCUUUUCGAAGUGGGCAGCACACCGGAGAAUCCCAAAUAUGAAGUGCUCUAUCUUUGAAUCUACCUUUACCCUAUAUGAGCUAGCUCUGAUUUUAGGUUUGUAUCAAUUCAAACAAAAAUCCAGUCAUUAUUUAAUUACUAUAAGGUCAAAUGGCACCAAUUACUUUUAUAGAUAUAACUAAUCAGGGGCUCUCCCACUGGUUGCAUGAUACAUCUGGGUGGAAUCUGAGUUAAAUCUCAGGCCUUUUAGACCCUAAGGAAGUUAAAGGGACCACAUAUCUUACAUCUCAAAAACCAUAAACCUGGAUCCAAAAACAUGAUUAGCACACUUUGCCAGUCAACUGCGUUAUGGGCCAAAGUUAUAUCCCAUUGUUGUCACAGCAGGCAAAAAUGUUUAUUUGGGAACUGUUUAACUAAAAGAUGUUCAAGUAUCCUAUAUGUUUAUCCAAAACAUAUCACAAUCAUACUAUAAGCUGUAUUGCCUUUGGAAGGAUUCAAAGUAAAACAUAAAAACUGUACAUUGACAGAGUAUUUAUUUUCAAGCACAGAGAAAUACGUCUACAAUAUGUAGGCAACAAGAAAAUAUGAGUUAAGCUCUUUAUGUUCAAAGCAUGAGCAAUCAGUUUGCGCAGAAUUGUAUAAAUGUUUUUGGUAAAAGAAGGAUUGGUGUGCCUUUUGUUCAAGGAAAUGUUCCAUUUGUUUCCAUGUAAAGUAUUGGCAGAGAAACAACUGAUUUAUGAUGCACAUGUCCCAAGGCGUGCCUAUGAUGGUCCCGUCAUGUUCCUACAAAUCCUACGUGGGCUUCUGCAAGGAUUUUAUGUUUGUAGUUUGUUCUUUCUUAUACAAAAUAAGUGAUUUUUAUUCACUUGUGGCUUUUAAAAAAUAAUCUUUAUUGAUUUGCCAUAAAGCUGUGUCUUUCUCACUAGUUUAUAAGAAGAUAUAGAAAUAUGUUUCAAUUAGAAAGCAAGAAAAACAAAUACAGCCAAAAAUAGUCACUCUGGAAAUACAUGAAAACAGACCCACCCAUUCCCAUAAGCCAGCGACUUCCUGCAAUCAAAGUGUUUAAAUGGAGUUAAAUUCCAUUUUGUUAUCAUGUUUUCUUAUUAUAGCUGAUAGAGUAUGUGUCCACACAUUGUUAGUGACUGUAAGAAUCACAUCCCUGAAAUGAGAACUUUGACUAUUUAAAUAAGGUAUAUUGAUGGGAGAUGUACAGACCUGUGUUUCUUUGUUAUUGCACUUUUCUGUUAUCAAAAUGAUAGUCAAGCACAUCUUCACUUAAUUGGUGCAUGUGAUAAUGAAAAGACUUGAGAAGCAGCAUCAUCUACCAGAACAGUUUACGUGUUAAAAAAAACGGUUUACUUGCUGUAUAAAGCAACCAAUUAUAUAUCUUCUAAUUUAUAGAAAUUGAUCAGAGACAUUGAUCUGCAGAAAAAAAAAAA
Messenger RNA from Notothenia coriiceps (black rockcod), 4259 nucleotides. Its product is annotated as CD97 antigen-like. The record is from RefSeq and is a predicted model, not a curated record. The transcript is spliced from 17 exons. The coding region runs from base 658 to 2862 and encodes 734 amino acids. Lineage: Eukaryota; Metazoa; Chordata; Actinopteri; Perciformes; Nototheniidae. Gene Ontology annotation, biological process: cell surface receptor signaling pathway; adenylate cyclase-activating G protein-coupled receptor signaling pathway. Gene Ontology annotation, cellular component: plasma membrane. Gene Ontology annotation, molecular function: calcium ion binding; G protein-coupled receptor activity.